Cannabis sativa is the source of this 1898-nucleotide messenger RNA. RefSeq names its product alkane hydroxylase MAH1-like. The coding region runs from base 264 to 1769 and encodes 501 amino acids. Lineage: Eukaryota; Viridiplantae; Streptophyta; Magnoliopsida; Rosales; Cannabaceae. The record is from RefSeq and is a predicted model, not a curated record. The transcript has 2 exons. Gene Ontology annotation, molecular function: iron ion binding; oxidoreductase activity, acting on paired donors, with incorporation or reduction of molecular oxygen; heme binding.
CCCAAUGAGAACUAUAUCCAACCAUAGAAUUUUUUAUAAAAAAUAUGGCAACAUUUAUAAUAAUUGAGCAAUGGCCAUGCUGUGUAAUAAAUAAGCAUAUCAUUUAUAGUUUCUUCUAGCUAUUUCUUUUUGUUAUAUGUUACCUAUAUACUAUAUAAUAAUCUCAUAUGAUUUAUAUAUAUAUAGAGAGAGAGGGAGGGACGAGAUCUAAACAGAGAUUAGGAUAGAAUAUAAAUAUACAUUCCAAUAACAAUAAUAAUAAUAUGGUGAUAAUUGGUGUGGUAGUAUUAUUUGGUGUAAUUAUUAUUAUUCAUCAUUGGUGGCGUAAUAAAAAUGCAAUACUCACUAAUUGGCCAAUAUUGGGGAUGUUGCCGACCCUGGUAUACAAUUUGCCAAGGCUACAUGAGUUUAUAACUGAGGUAAUGACCAAAAGUGGGGGAACAUUUGAGUUCAAAGGCCCAUUGUUUAGUGGCAUGGAUUUCAUUCUAACAUGUCAUCCUUUGAAUCUUCAACACAUCUACACUACUAAAUUCUCCAAUUAUCCCAAAGGGGAAGAAUUUAGAGAGGUGCUUGAUCCUCUUGGAGAUGGAAUUAUUAAUGUUGAUUCUGAUUUAUGGAGGCUUCAAAGGAAAAUGUUUCAACUUUGGACACGAACACAUCAUAACUUUGAUUCAUUUGUUGCAACCACUCUCCAUAAGAAACUACUAAAUGACUUGAUUCCAUUUCUUGAUCAGGCUGCUGAAACCAGAAUUCAGGUUGAUCUACAAGAAACAUUACAACGGUUAAUCACAUUCGACAAUGCUAUUCUAUUCAUUUUUGGGUUAGAUUUGACUUCUUAUUCAUUUAAAUCCUCGAAACUUGAAUAUCAAAAGGCAUUUAAUGAGAUGCAACAGAUAGUUUUUCACCGACAUAUUUUACCAAAAAGUUAUUGGAAAUUACAAAGAUGGUUACAAAUCGGAAAUGAGAGAAACCUAAAAUUAGCCAGAGAAAAAUUCGAUGAAUUCAUAUACCAAUGCAUCUCACUAAAACGAGAACAAAUGAGCCACACAAUUAAUAAUAGUGAUGAAGAAGCUAAUUUAGGUAUGUUAACAAUUUAUAUGAAAGAAAAAGAGAAGCCAUAUUCAGAUGAGUUUCUUAGAGAUGUUGCAUUUAGUUUCUUGGCAGCUGCUAGGGACACAUUGAAUGUUGGGUUGUGUUGGUUCUUUUGGUUAUUGGCUACUCACCCUAAUAUAGAGACCAAAAUUCUUGAAGAAAUGAAAGAUAAAUUGGGAACUAAUUAUAACAAUUUAGAUUAUUUUUACACAAGUACUGAGGAGUUGAGUAAGUUGGUGUAUUUACAAGCAACAAUAUAUGAAACAUUUCGACUAUAUCCAUCAAUACCUUUUAACCAUAGAACUCCAACUAAAGAAGAUGUUUUUCCAAGUGGUGAUCGAGUGAAGGCGAAGCAAAUGGUGUUGACUUGUGCUUACACAACGGGGAGAAUGGAAGAGGUUUGGGGAAAAGAUUGUUUAGAGUUUAAGCCAGAGAGAUGGAUUUCGGAGCAAGGUGAGUUUGUGUUUGUGCCAUCUCAUAAGUUUCCAGCCUUUCAUGUUGGACCAAGGACUUGUUUAGGUAAAGACAUGGCUUUGGUUCAAAUGAAAGUCAUGGCCCUCACUAUGCUUAAAAAUUACCAAUUUCAUGUUGUGGAAGGACAUCUAGUAUGCCCUGUUGUGGGCAUUGUCAUCAACAUGAAAUAUGGACUCAAGAUUAUGAUUUCCAAAAGAUCAUGAUCAUGCAUGAAAAAUGAUAUUUUCUUAGAGAAUUACUUGAAUUAUUUGUUGACUUUUGAUGUAAUAUAUAUUUUUAAGGAAUAUAAUGUUUGUUUGGUUGAUUAAAUAAAGUAGCACAAGUCUUAUAAA